Molecule: messenger RNA, 740 nt
Organism: Carassius carassius (crucian carp)
Lineage: Eukaryota; Metazoa; Chordata; Actinopteri; Cypriniformes; Cyprinidae
Product: cortexin domain-containing 1 protein-like
Exons: 1
Coding region: 479-667 (62 amino acids)
Source: RefSeq, a predicted model, not a curated record
UUUUGUGUCCUGUUGAAGUAAUGGGAACUGAGCCAGUAAAGUUUAUUUAUAUUUCAGUUGAUUCAUAAUUCAUCAUGCCUUAAUUAAUUUGACAUCAAAUGUGGGUGGCAAAUAUUUAGUUACAAAGCCUGUAUGAUGUUACUGUUUCAAUUUGAUGAUGUUUCUUUUUUAAUCAGGGUGAUGUGGCUUCAUACACCGUAAGCAACCAUUCUCGUAUUCUGGGAUCCACGCUAAAAAUCCCUGUCAAAAAAACAAACACUGAAACUGUGCGUUUGCCAGAGGGAUUGUCAUUGUACUCUGUUCCAGUUCCACCAAAGGAUUUUGACUCAAUUUCAAGGAAAUAAUAACACAAGUAGGGUGGAUAACAUCUCAAUUUCCUUGUGGGAGAACGAGCCAUUUAACUUUGGCACAGACUGUAAAUAAAAGGUCUGGUGGGUCUUUAAUUGACUCAACUCAAGCAGUCUCUGGAGCAACGCAGAUGGACCAGCCAGCGCCACCAGUAUCAUCAUGGCUGGAGGUCGAUGUGGAUUUGGGGUUUGCCCUCUUUUUUCUCUUACUUCUCUGCCUUUUUUUGGUGGUAACCAUUGUGCGUUGCGCUCAAACAGUUGUGGAUCCAUACGGAGCCAUUUCCACCUCCACCUACCAGGAGGAGCAGAUAAAUAACUGAUAUCUGAUCUCGCCAAUCCAACACAAAGGACUUUCUGAAAAACUCUGUGUCCAGAAUGGAAGUUUGUGCAUUA